AGCAGCUUUUAUUCGUGUUUAUUGCGGGUCGCUAUUUGUCCCGUUCCAUUACAGCUAAAUUAAUGACUUCAGGGAGUGUACCUUGGACUUGGUUAUAACUAGCUAGGGAUUAUUGCGUGGUUCUUUUGAUGUGCUGUGAUAAAAAUAAUAUUUACCUCGGACUCACUGAGAUUGAGAAGCGCCAGCCGUCAUGCCCCUCAGCCCUGGUGGUGUGACGAGUAAAAACUACGAUUAUGACUACGACUCCAUUGAGCCCUUCUUGUGUUUUGACAACGCGGAUGAGGACUUCUACCGGCAGCGCAGCCUGCUUCAGCCGCCAACUCCCGGCGAGGACAUUUGGAAGAAACUGGAGCGUCUGCGCACGCCCCCUCGCUCCCCGAGUUGCCGACACUCCUUUCGCGGCGCGUGCGUGUGCGCGUCGCCCACGGAGCGGCUCGAGACGGUCAGCGAGCUGCUGGGAGACGACGCGGUGAACCAGAGUUUCAUCUGCGACGCGGACUCCUCGCACUCUUUGCUCAGGUCCUCCGUUAUCCAGGACUGCAUGUGGAGCGGCUUCUCCGGGAGACUCGCACUGCUGCACAGAGGCAGGAAAGAGCGCUCGCGGGAGGUCCGCGCGCCAAGGUCGUGCCCCGCAGACCCGUGUGCGGCGUGCGCGCGCCGGCCGCUCGAGACCCCCCGCUGCGUGGCCACGGACACUCCGCCGAACAGCGCAGGCAGCGGCAGUGACUCAGGCACGUGGAGCUGCUUCGUUUUCAUUUACGUGCGUCUCAGAGAACAGUGCAGAAAGUACAGGAGGAGAUUUGGAUGCAGCCACGUGAUUCUAGUACAUGCAGAAGAUGAGGAUGAAGAAAAUGAUGAAAUUGAUGUGGUGACCGUGGAGAAGAGGCAGGUGGCGGCAUCUGAAUUAUCUGAAGUGGCCACACACCUUCGUCAAAGUGCUCCUAUACCGAAGAGAAGCAACGCUCCCAUUCACCAGCAUAAUUACGCAGCCCACCCAUCUUCAAGGUGCGAGCAGCGUGCGGCCAAGCGGCUAAAGCUGGAGAAGGACUGCAGUGGGCUCGGUCAAAUCAGCAGCAGCACAAAGUGUGUGAGUCCUCUGACCUCGGCCAUGGAGGACAGCGACAAAAGGAGGACUCAUAACGUGCUGGAGCGGCAGAGGAGGAAUGAGCUCAAGCUGAGCUUCUUCGCUCUGCGGGAUGAGAUCCCAGAGGUGGCCCACAAUGAGAAAGCCUCCAAGGUUUUGAUACUCAAAAAAGCAACAGAAUUUAUAUUCAGUAUGAAAUCGCAUGAAGAAAGACUAGUUUUGGUGAAAGAACAGCUGAAGAGAAAAGGCCAGCGUUUAAAAUACAGGCUGGAACAGCUGAAGAAGCAGAUAUAAAUUUGUGAUUUGUG
Messenger RNA from Scleropages formosus (Asian bonytongue), 1392 nucleotides. Its product is annotated as transcriptional regulator Myc-1-like. The transcript is spliced from 2 exons. Gene Ontology annotation, biological process: regulation of DNA-templated transcription. NCBI's taxonomy places the organism in Eukaryota, Metazoa, Chordata, Actinopteri, Osteoglossiformes, Osteoglossidae. The record is from RefSeq and is a predicted model, not a curated record. Gene Ontology annotation, molecular function: protein dimerization activity; DNA-binding transcription factor activity. The coding region runs from base 191 to 1378 and encodes 395 amino acids.